GCAACGCGGCCUAACUUCCGGCAAGGCGCUGGGGGCGGGGGGCCUGAGCGUUGUUAUAGGGCUCCCGUGGGAUUACAGGGCUCAGUGUAGUGCUGUGUAUGCGCUGGAGGGUGUUAUGUGAAUCUUCAGGGUGUUAUGUGGGCUCUGAAGGGUGUUACGUAGCCCUGGAUGGGGUUUUGUAGGCUCUAGGCUGUGUUAUGUGGGCCCUGGAGGGUGUUAUGGGACCUUGAAGGGUGUUAUGGGGCUGCAGAGGGUGUUAUGGGGCUGCAGAGGGUGCUAUGUGGGUGCUGGAGGGUCUUACAGGACCCUGCGUGGUGUUUUAUGGGCCAUGUGUGGUGGUAGAUAGACCUGGGCAGCGUUAUAGGGCCCUGUGUGAUGCGAUAUGUGUCCUGGGUGGUGCAUUAUGUAUCCUGCGGGGUGUUGUGUGCACCCUAGAGAUGGCUGUGUGGGUCCUGGAGGGUGCUGUGUGAGCGUUGUGAGGAGUUAUAUGGGCCUUGGGUGCUAGUAUAUGGAUCUGUGUGGCGUUAUACGGUCCUGAACACUGUCAUACGGGCCCUGAAUGGUGUUAUAUGGCUUUGGAAUGUGUCAUACUGAACCUGCAAAGGGCUCUGGGUGUUACUGUAUCACUUGGAGCAGUGUUACGUGGUCCAGGGUGAUGACAUAGGCCUGUGGCUGGUGUUAAAUGACCAUGGGUGACAUCAUGUGGCCCUGGCCAGCACGUGGCUGUGAUCAGUGUCUCACAGUGAUGGCCUUUGCUCUGCCUGCGACCAGUGUUACAGGGUCCCAGCCAGUAACGCUACGCGUCACCCAGCCUUGGUGACAUCCCACGGUGUCGGCGUCACGCAUCGGCGGCAUCACGUGGCCAUGGCCACAGCCCAGGAAGUUCAGGAAGGGGAAGUUGGUGCUUGGGGUGCGGGGUAGAUCAGGGGCCGAGGGGACACAGGGUGGCCCCCCCGGUACGCUGCCGGCAUGUCGCUGCCCUCCGUCUACCAGAACAAGUUCGCCGAGAAGCUGACGAUCCUCAAUGACAGGGGCCGGGGCGUCCUUGUCCGCAUCUACCACAUCAAGAAGACCUGCUCGGACCCCAAGACGCGGCCGUCCUUCCUCUGUGACAAGGCUAUGGAGCCCUCCGUCAAGUUCAUCAACAAGAAGUUCCCCAACCUGGACGUGCGGAGCAGCACGCAACACCUGGGACCAGUGCACAAGGAUAAGGGGGACAUUGUCCGCGCGCUGGGACCCUAUUACUACUCCUUUGUGGAUGUCCUGGAAUUCAGAGACCAUGUCUAUGAGUUGCUGAACACCAUUGAUGCCAACCAGUGCUUCUUUGACAUUCACGUCAACUAUGACUUCACCAAGAGCUACCUGGACCUGAUUGUCACCUAUGUGUCCCUGGUCCUGCUGCUGGCCCGCACUGAGGACCGCCGGGUGCUCAUUGGCAUGUACCACUGCGCGCACGAGAUGAGCCAUGGUGCCAGUGAUUCCAGCUUUGCCCGCCUGGGCCAGAUGGUGCUGGAGUACGACCACCCCCUUAAGAAGCUGACAGAGGAGUUUGGACCCCACACCAAGGCUGUCACCAGUGCGCUCCUGUCCCUCCAUUUCCUCUUUGCCCGGAGGAACCAGGGGUCUGAGCAGUGGCGCAGCGACCAGCUCCUGAGCCUGCUCAGCACCGCGGGCACCAUGCUGAGCCCUGCCAGCUCUGACACCAUGGCCUGCGAGUACCUGUCCCUGGAGGUGAUGGAACGCUGGAUCUUGAUGGGGUUCCUGGUGUGCCCAGGGGCGCUGGGGUCAUCCCCACAGUGCCUGGAGCUGUGGAAGCUGGCGCUGCAGGGCUCGCUCUACGUCACCCUCCUCCGUGACGAGGCCCUGCAGAUCCACAAGGUCACCGAGGAGCUGCUCAGCAGCCUCAAGGGCUAUGGGAAGCGGGUGGCUGAUCUCAAGGAGUGCAAGGAACACGCCGUGGCUCACAGCGGAUCCCUGCACCGGGGCCGGCGGGCGUACCUGCGUGGGGCCGUGCGUGAGCUCGAGGCGCUGCUGGAGGAUCAGCCUGGGCUGCUGGGACCCAAGGCUCUCUUCGUCUUCAUGGCACUCUCCUUCUGCCGGGACGAGGUGAGCUGGCUGGUGCGGCACGCCGAGCACGUCACCAAGACCAAGACACCGGAGGACUUCACUGACAACCACAUUGCGGAGAUCCUUUUCCUCAUGGAGCAGCUGCGGAGCCUGGUGCGGCGGCAGGUCGGCGUGCUGCGGCGUUACCACGUCCAGUACCUGGCCCGCUUCGAUGCUCUGGUGCUCAGUGAAAUCAUCCAGAACCUCUCGGUGUGCCCCGAGGAGGAGUCCAUCAUCCUCUCAUCCUUUGUCAGCUCCCUUUCGUCCCUCUCUGACAAGGGAGUCGAUGAUAAGGAGCAGUUUGAUUUCACACCGCUCCGCCUGGACUGGUUCCGGCUGCAGGCCUACACCAGUGUGGCCAAGGCCGUGCUGCCGCUGAACACCAACCCUGACGUGGGUCGCAUCAUGAACCUCAUCGUCUUCCACACCAAACUGCUCGACUCCCUCGAGGAGCUGCUGGCCGAGGCCUCCGACCUCUCCGAUCUGUGUUUCUUCCCUCGCCCCAUAGAGAAGAUGUUUGUGGCGACGAUGGAGGAGCCCUCCAUGCUGCGUUACAGCAUCGCCUUCCCUCUGCUCUGCAACCACUUCUCCCGCUGCGUCCACCCCAUGUGCCCGGAGGAGUAUCCCCAGCUCCAGGCCGUAGCGCUGGGGCUGUGCAACAAGUUCCUGGAGGACAUGGCCCGGCAGGCCAGCGCCUGCAUCAUGGACGCCUGUGCCGAGCAGCACAACCUUAGCGAGCAGCUGCUGCCCAAGCAUUGUGCCUCCACCGUCAGCAAGGCUCGCAACAAGAAGACCCUGAAGCAUCCAUCCAAGAAGGGAGAACCCGAGCGAGGCAAGCCAGGGGCUGAGAGCCAGAGGAAGGACCGGACCGUGACCACCAACAUGGACAAGCUGCACCUGACGCUGGCCGAGCUGUCCCUGAGCCUCAACCACGUGCCCAACUUCACUGUCUUCGAGCACACGGUGACGCCGGCCGAGUACCUGGGCAGCCACCUGGAGGCACGCUUCACCAAGGCCAUCGUGGCCAUGGCGUGCUACAGCCAGGCCACGCAGGAGGUGGCUCGUCCCUCGGAGGUGCUGGUGGGUCUGGGUGCCUACAUCACCUUCAUCCAGUCGCUCACCCACUUUGUGGGCCUGGACACGGCGCGCAUCAUCCGCAGCGUCCUCCUGCAGCAGACGCAGCCCCGCGACGCCACCGGCGAGCAAACCCUCACCACCAUCUACACCAACUGGUACCUGGAGGCCCUGCUGCGCCAGGCCAGCACGGGGGCCAUCGUCCUGGCACCCGCCCUGCAGGCCUUCACCACGGUGCCCCGCGAGGGCGAGCCGUCCUUCAGUGCCGCCGAGUUCUCCGAUGUUUCAGAGAUGCGAGCGUUAGCUGAACUCAUCGGGCCGUACGGCAUGAAGUUCCUGAGCGACAAUCUCAUGUGGCACGUGAGCUCCCAGGUCGUGGAGCUGAAGAAACUGGUCAACGAGAACAUGGACACGCUGGUCCAGCUGCGCUCCAGCUCCUGCAAACCUGAGCAGAUGGCAGCUCUGCUGCCCCGCCUGACCUCGGCCGACAACGUCCUGAAGCGGAUGACCAUCAUCGGCGAGAUCCUCAGCUUCCGUGCCAUGGCGCAGCAGGGCCUGCGGGAGGCCUUCUCCCACCACUGCCCCUUCCUGAUGGGCCCUAUCGAGUGUCUGACAGACGUGGUCACCCCUGACACCGACAUCCAGGUCACCCUGAGCAUCUUCGAGCUGGCCUCGGCUGCGGGGAUCCCCUGCGAGAUCGACCCCGCGCUGGUGAACGUCCUCGCCGGCAGCAAGAGGGAGGGCUCGUCCUCGGAGGAGGACUACAAGGUGGCCUGCCUGCUGCUGGUCUUCGUGGCCGUGUCCCUGCCCCUGCUGGCCUCUGACCCGACGUCUGUCUACAACACCGAGAUGGACGGUUACAACAACAACAUCCACUGCCUGGCCAAGGCCAUCAUCCACGUGUCGGCCGCGCUCUUCACCCUCCACAACAAGAACAUCGAGACCCACCUCAAGGAAUUCCUGCUGUUGGCCUCCGUCAGCCUCCUGCAGCUGGGCCAGGAGACGGACAAGCUGCGCUCCAGGAACCGCGACGCCGUCUCCCUGCUCAUGCAGCUG
Messenger RNA from Numida meleagris (helmeted guineafowl), 4236 nucleotides. RefSeq names its product NCK associated protein 1 like (gene NCKAP1L). Lineage: Eukaryota; Metazoa; Chordata; Aves; Galliformes; Numididae. Gene Ontology annotation, biological process: neuron projection morphogenesis; cell morphogenesis; cell projection assembly. Gene Ontology annotation, cellular component: SCAR complex. The record is from RefSeq and is a predicted model, not a curated record.